Gossypium raimondii (Peruvian cotton) is the source of this 2376-nucleotide messenger RNA. Its product is annotated as phenylalanine ammonia-lyase. The transcript has 2 exons. The record is from RefSeq and is a predicted model, not a curated record. Gene Ontology annotation, biological process: L-phenylalanine catabolic process. NCBI's taxonomy places the organism in Eukaryota, Viridiplantae, Streptophyta, Magnoliopsida, Malvales, Malvaceae. Gene Ontology annotation, molecular function: phenylalanine ammonia-lyase activity. Gene Ontology annotation, cellular component: cytoplasm. Bases 76 to 2241 code for a protein of 721 amino acids.
CUUUCAUUUCUUCACUCUUAAACACCUCACCAUUUUGUAUAUUCUUUCCUGGGUCAAUCUUUGCUUCUCAUUUCAAUGGAGUCCAUCACUCAAAAUGGUACCUCAAAUGGCCAUUUGCAGAGCUUUUGCAGCACCACAAAUGGUGGUGUUGGUGUGCUGGUGGACCCUUUGAACUGGGGUGUUGCUGCUGAGUCACUUAAAGGGAGCCAUUUAGAUGAAGUGAAACGUAUGGUGGCUGAGUUUAGGAAACCAUUGGUGAAACUCGGUGGUGAGACCUUAACCAUUUCUCAAGUUGCUGCCAUUGCUACACGUGACUUGGGUGUCAAGGUUGAACUCUCAGAGGAUGCAAGGGCUGGUGUUAAAGCUAGUGCUGAUUGGGUCCUUGAUGGUAUGAAUAAAGGAACUGAUAGCUAUGGUGUCACCACUGGUUUUGGUGCUACUUCUCAUCGACGAACCAAGCAAGGCGCUGCCCUCCAAAAAGAGCUCAUUAGGUUCUUGAAUGCUGGGAUAUUUGGCAAUGGAACUGAGUCAUGUCACACAUUGCCUCACUCAGCAACCAGAGCAGCUAUGCUUGUUAGGAUCAAUACCCUUUUACAAGGAUACUCUGGCAUUAGAUUUGAGAUUCUUGAGGCAAUCACUAAGCUUCUUAACAACAACAUCACGCCGUGUUUGCCGCUCCGCGGCACGAUUACUGCGUCCGGUGACCUCGUUCCUCUUUCCUACAUUGCUGGAUUACUCACUGGCAGGCCUAAUUCCAAGGCUGUUGGACCUAAUGGAGAAUCCCUUGAUGCUGAAGAAGCCUUUCGUGUUGCCGGGAUCGAUUCGGGUUUUUUUGUGUUGCAGCCUAAAGAAGGACUUGCUUUAGUUAACGGCACCGCGGUCGGUUCGGGUUUGGCUUCCAUGGUUCUUUUUGAAGCAAACAUUUUAGCUGUUUUGUCUGAAAUUUUAUCAGCAAUUUUUGCUGAAGUUAUGAAUGGUAAACCUGAAUUUACUGAUCAUUUAACACAUAAAUUGAAGCAUCAUCCAGGACAAAUUGAAGCAGCUGCUAUAAUGGAACAUAUACUUGAUGGAAGCUCUUAUGUUAAAGCAGCUAAAAAAUUGCAUGAAAUGGACCCGUUGCAAAAACCGAAACAAGAUCGUUACGCAUUGAGGACGUCUCCACAAUGGCUCGGUCCACAAAUCGAAGUGAUCAGAUUCGCAACCAAAUCGAUCGAAAGAGAGAUCAAUUCUGUCAACGACAACCCUUUGAUCGACGUUUCGAGGAACAAAGCAUUACAUGGUGGCAAUUUCCAAGGUACACCUAUUGGUGUUUCAAUGGACAAUACUCGUUUAGCUAUUGCAGCUAUCGGGAAACUUAUGUUUGCUCAGUUUUCGGAACUCGUUAACGAUUUCUACAACAACGGUCUCCCAUCAAACCUCUCCGCUAGUAGGAACCCGAGUCUUGAUUAUGGUUUCAAAGGUGCUGAAAUCGCAAUGGCCUCCUAUUGUUCCGAGCUCCAAUACUUAGCUAAUCCGGUCACCAACCAUGUUCAAAGUGCCGAACAACACAAUCAAGAUGUGAACUCAUUAGGACUAAUAUCAUCACGAAAAACAGCCGAAGCAGUCGAUAUCUUGAAACUCAUGUCCUCUACAUACUUGGUAGCUCUAUGUCAAGCUAUUGAUUUAAGGCAUUUAGAAGAAAACUUGAGGAACACGGUGAAGAACACUGUGAGUCAAGUAGCCAAGAAAACCCUCACAACCGGUAACAAUGGUGAACUCCACCCAUCGAGAUUCUGCGAAAAGGAUUUGCUCAAAGCCGUGGACCGCGAGUACGUGUUUGCUUACAUAGAUGAUCCAUGCAGUGCUACUUAUCCCUUAAUGCAAAAGCUAAGACAAGUCCUUGUCGAACACGCAUUCGCCAAUGGUGACAAUGAAAAGGAUACAAACACUUCCAUUUUCCAAAAGAUCACAGCAUUUGAAGAUGAAUUCAAAGCUGCAUUGCCAAAAGAAGUUGAAGGUACAAGGGUUUCACUUGAAAAUGGAAAUGCAACAAUCCCUAAUAAGAUCAAGGGUUGUAGAUCAUAUCCAUUGUAUAAAUUUGUGAGGGAAGAGCUUGGAACUGGGUUGUUGAGUGGUGAACAAGGUAAGUCACCAGGUGAAGAAUUUGAUAAGGUGUUCAUAGCUAUGUGUGAAGGGAAGAUUAUCGAUCCAAUGAUGGAAUGUUUAAAGGGUUGGAAUGGUGCUCCACUUCCAAUUUGUUAGUGUGCUUUUUUCAUUGUUUAUUUCUUCAAUUUUUUUCUUUGUUUUUUCAGCUUAAUUGUCUUUCAAUUUCAUUGUGAAAAAAAAAUAGUAAAUGAUAAUAUGAGGUGAAUGUACGGGUGAUAUGUUUGUUUCUCA